Enterobius vermicularis (human pinworm) is the source of this 1215-nucleotide messenger RNA. The record is from the annotation of a GenBank genome assembly. NCBI's taxonomy places the organism in Eukaryota, Metazoa, Nematoda, Chromadorea, Rhabditida, Oxyuridae.
AUGUGGGGAUGUUUCAAGGAUGCGGAAUGGAACGAUGACCUUGACGAAACUUCGUCGCCAAACCUGUCUCCUGAGCAGUCGCCACCGGCUUCCUCGGUGCUGUCGCUGUCGUUGUUGAAUUUCCCAGAAGUUAAUCCGCCGAGUAAGGCGAGCAAACAAACUCACUCGUGUCCUCAUUGCAACUUUACCACAUUUAUGUCGCAGCAUAUGAAAAGUCACCUGGAAGCUCACGAACGACAUCAGGGUCAAAUGUAUCAAUGCGAUAUUUGCCAAAUGCAAUUCAGCCAGAAAGCAAAUAUGCAUCGGCACAGAAUGCGACAUUCCGGAGUGAAACCGUACCAGUGCAGAUAUUGCUUAAAACGUUUCUUUAGGAAAGAUCAAAUGCAGGAACAUUCGAUGACACACAUCAAAACAGGUGCUGAUUUUGAUUGUCCAGUUGCGAUGUGUGAGCAACAGUUCAGUCAGCAUGCAAGCCUUCGGUCACAUUUAGACGAAGCACACACUAUUGGACCAAAUUCUCCAGCAUCCUGCAAAAGAUGUUCUUUGAUGUUUUCUAAUUCUCGUCGUCUUUUGUUGCACUACCAAACAAAACAUGAUGAAGGCGAUACCUCUGGAAUUGUCGUGGCAAAUGCAAUGUCACCAAAUAUAAAGCUUGAAAACUGCGUCAAAAAUGAAAACAACGGUGGAUUUAUUGCCCCAGCACCAAAGAAACGAAGAUCAAACAAUGUUGCAAACAAUUUUCCUGCUGCCAUUUUGCAACAGUUGAAGUUUAUUAAACAGGAAAUUUUGCCAUCGUCUAACGAGAAGACAACACCAACGUUAGACUAUGAACAGACGCCUUAUAUGUCAAGUCAAGAGCUCUUGAUGUCACUGUCAAAUAACGCAGUUCCAUCACUGUUCACAAAUGAGCCAAAAAAUGAACAGCCGAUGCAGCUGUGGACAAGAGAAAGCAAUGCCGGAUCUGAGAACACAGAUGAGCAGUCACAUUCACCGUCAGUCGACAGCGGAAGCAGUGCUAUUGAUGGGGAAACCAAUGACAAAGAACAACAAGAGUGUACCAACUGCGGGAUGAUUUUCAUGGAUCAAACAUUAUACUUGCUGCAUAAAGGUUUGCACUCCGACUCGGAUCCGUGGAAGUGUAACCUCUGUGGUCACGCUUGUGGGGACAAAUACAUGUUCACAACCCAUGUUAUCAGUGCCGAUCAUAGUUGUUGA